CUCUGUGCUGCCCGGACGGAUAGCGCUGCGUGGAGGCUCGGCUGGGACACCCAGACUUCUGAAGCAACAUUGACUUUCAUGGCAUCAACUCCUGAACCCUGGAUGUAUUCUUCAUCCCGACUCAGGGCUGGGUCUCACACAGUAUGGUUUGGGGGCUGCAGAGCUGCAUAGCAUUGCUCAUCACAGAAUGCUCACAAGCACUGCUGAUGUACCAAGAUUCUCAGGAGGCCAUAAAUCACCCUAAAUAGCCCAAGCCUGCGGGAGUCCCAUUUCUUUGCUCUGGAAUCUACCCAGGCAGCUCAUGAAAUCAGAUGAGCUUCCAGGAGAUCUGGAGACAGGGGAUGAAACCACUCCCCCACCAUCCAGCCCAGGAGUCUGGGAGCAUGUCCUGUUAACCAGGGACAGUCCUGAAGACCUGCAUACCAAACUCCUGCUUUGCAAUGACCACUCAUUCCCAGAUUACCUGGUGUUCGCUCUUUCGUACCUGCCUUACUACAGAACAUCUCACCUCUUAACCAGCCCGUCUUUCCUCCCUGCAUCUCACAUCAGCACAGAAACAGAAGAAAGCUUCGAUGAAGGCAAGGUUGACACUAAACAGGAUGAGAAAGUCAGUUAUUCAGCUGUCUCCACAGGAUAUUUUCCAUAUUACAGAACAUAUGAAGAGCUUCUUGGCCAGCCACUCACACAUGGAUUAAAUGUAGAGGAAAAAAGGCCUGAUAAUGAUGGGAAAGAUGAAAGCGAAGGAGAUGCUGAGUCAACUACCCCACUGAGUUUGGAGUUGGACAAGAGGGUAUGUUCUCCCAUGACCGAUGAAGAGCCACCAGCGCAGCAGCUCCUAAGAGACAGCACCACUGCACACUGCCUGUCCACCAGCUACUUCCCCAGUGGGCUGCCAGGUCUGGACCACCUCUUUGGCUUCAGUGGGUACUUCCCUUACUACCAGACAGAGGGAGAGCUCUGCACCGACCCAGUUCUAGAGGACAGGUCCUUCACCGGGAUGGAAGCUUUGGAGAACAAAGAAGGAGGACACGGGGGAGAAAUAGAUAUUUGGAGUCUCCGUUCCAGCUGCUUGGUGUGCUGAGAACAAAGCAGGGGGGUUGUCUUUGCCAGUGAAAGACUGAGUCAAAGCAGGCGUGAAAAGAAGCUCUUGAAACCUACAACAGCAUGAAAAUCUGCAUGAAUGUGGAGUGAAAAUACUUCUCAACAAGUGGUAAUCCAGACUGUGUAAAGACAGCAGAGAGCAGCAAAGGAAGUGACUAUUUGGGGGAAUCCGGAUGAAGUUGCCGUAGAAAACAUCCUGAAGGAGGAGAGUGAGGAAGAGAACUGUGUUUUUCUGUGGCUAAUCCCAAAGGCUAGAUGCUCACUUGAGAGAUGUGCAGCUAUGGGGAAUGGCCAAUGGGAAAAAAAAGAGAGAAUUAUUUAAAUCUAAGCUGCUUGGAGGAAUUAAGCAGAGACAUAAUUUCCAGUAAGGAUUGGGAAAUACAUUUACCUCUCCCCUCCACUACAAUCCUUCCAUUGUAUUAAUGGCAUCUGUUAGACCUGGUUACUGUGUGCACAGUCAUACACAGGAGGAAAAACCCAUUUGUAUUUCAAUUCUUUGUCAAUAAAAUGUUGUG
Strigops habroptila (Kakapo) is the source of this 1616-nucleotide messenger RNA. RefSeq lists its product as uncharacterized. Bases 302 to 1081 code for a protein of 259 amino acids. The record is from RefSeq and is a predicted model, not a curated record. The transcript has 6 exons. NCBI's taxonomy places the organism in Eukaryota, Metazoa, Chordata, Aves, Psittaciformes, Psittacidae.